UGCUGGCUGCCAGUGCUGGCGCUGUCGGGACACCUUGGCAUUGUGGCAGUAGACAGGGCAGGGGGAGGAUGCUCGGACACCACUAGGCGCCUCUCUGCUCUCUCGGGAUCUCACAUGCUCCGUGUCGGGGAAAGUCGUGGGAAGUGGAUGAGGAGAGUGUAAAGUAGCGGACGGCUUGCUGCUCUUGGACUGUGCACUGCAGCGCCUGGCACCGUGUAGCCAAGCUGUGGCAGGCGAUUAGAAGCCGAGGAGGGGGGCACAGGGCUCCGAUCCUUGUCUCUUGUACCCUGGAAGAGCGGCUGAUUGCUGGAAGGUGAUAGCGAAGUGUGCCCGGGGCACCAUGACUGCCAUACGGAUACCCAGAACUCUGAUCACCACCAUCCUCCUUCUGCUGGUCGCCUCCGACUCGGGAUCGUCUGUAGCAGGAGUGGAGUACAGUGAUGUUCUACCGGACUCCUUCCCUUCAGCUCCAGCAGAAUCGCUACCGCAUUUCCUCUUGGAACCAGAAGAUGCCUACAUAGUAAAAAACAAGCCAGUAGAGCUUGUGUGCAAAGCUAACCCAGCCAUACAGAUCUACUUUAAAUGCAACGGGGAGUGGGUCAAUCAGAACGAUCACAUUACUAAGGAGAGGGUGGAUGAUCUAACUGGUCUUGUGGUUCGGGAGGUCCAAAUCGAAGUGUCCAGGCAGCAGGUAGAAGAACUGUUUGGUUUGGAGGAUUUCUGGUGUCAGUGCGUGGCAUGGAGCUCAGCUGGAACCACCAAGAGCCGUCGGUCCUACGUCCGAAUAGCCUAUCUGAGAAAGAACUUCGACCAGGAACCGUUGGGUAAAGAAGUACCUCUUGAACAAGAAGUAUUACUUCAGUGUCGUCCACCUGAAGGCAUUCCGCCUGCUGAGGUGGAAUGGCUAAAAAAUGAAGACAUCAUUGACCCUACACAAGACACCAAUUACCUCAUAACAAUUGACCACAAUCUCAUCAUUAAGCAGGCCCGGCUCUCGGACACAGCCAACUACACCUGCGUUGCUAAGAAUAUAGUUGCUAGGCGCAGAAGUACAACAGCGACAGUUAUCGUUUAUGUCAAUGGAGGCUGGUCAUCUUGGUCAGAAUGGUCAUCGUGUAACAACCCCUGUGGUCGAGGUAUUCAAAAGAGGACGCGAAUGUGUACUAAUCCAACGCCACUCAAUGGUGGGGCCUUUUGCGAUGGUCAACCACUUCAGAAACUCGCUUGCACAACUAUGUGCCCAGCGGACGGUGGAUGGACUGAGUGGAGCAAGUGGUCAGCUUGCAGCACUGAAUGCACGCAUUGGCGGAGCAGGGAAUGUAACGCGCCCAGUCCUAAAAAUGGUGGCAAAGAUUGCAAUGGUGUGCCCUUAGAUUCCAAAAACUGCACGGAUGGCUUGUGUAUGCAGAACAAAAGAGUUUUAGGUGAACCAAAAAGUCAUUUGUUGGACUCAACGGGAGACGUUGCUCUCUAUGCUGGACUGGUUGUUGCCAUUUUCAUCUUCAUUGUUAUACUCAUGGCUGUUGGCAUAGUUGUGUACAGACGCAACUGCCGAGAUUUCGACACGGACAUCACAGAUUCCUCAGCAGCCCUUACAGGAGGCUUUCAUCCGGUGAACUUUAAGACUUCCAGGCACGACAAUUCUCAUUUACUACAUCCAUCGAUGCAGCCAGAUCUGACAGCCAAUGCUGGCAUAUAUCGAGGGCACAUGUACGCCUUGCAAGACUCUGCUGACAAAAUCCCCAUGACCAAUUCUCCAUUGCUGGAUCCCCUUCCAAACCUAAAGAUUAAAGUCUACAAUUCAUCUCCGGUGGGAUCAUCUCCUGGUAUACAAGACGACCUGCUUGGUCCAAAAUCUGUAGUAUCAUAUCCUUCAGACACUAACCUCAUUAAUGCAAGGAAUAAAACCAUGAGUAGCCAACACUUGCUGACUUUACCCCGAGACUCCAGUAACAGUGUGACGGGCACAUUCGGAGCUCUAGGUGGAAGACUAACAUUUCCAAACACAGGGGUGAGUUUACUGAUACCACAUGGAGCCAUUCCACAAGGAAAAUACUAUGAAAUGUAUUUGAUGAUAAACAAAAGAGAAAACACUGUACCACCUUCGGAAGGUACACAGACAAUUUUAAGUCCCAUUGUAACUUGUGGCCCCACUGGACUUCUGUUGUGUCGACCAGUCAUUCUGACUAUUCCUCAUUGUGCUGAUGUCACCACAUCUGACUGGAUUUUACAGUUGAAGACUCAGUCUCAUCAAGGAAGCUGGGAGGAAGUUGUGACAAUAAAUGAAGAGACUCUUAACACACCAUGUUAUUGUCAGCUGGAAUGUCAGUCCUGCCAUAUUUUACUUGACCAGCUGGGUACCUAUGCCUUUGUCGGAGAGUCUUACUCCAGAUCUGCUAUAAAGCGGCUUCAGCUGGCAAUAUUUGCACCUCUUCUUUGCACUUCGCUGGAAUACAACCUCAAAGUUUACUGCUUAGAGGAUACACCAGAUGCAUUAAAGGAAGUUCUGGAACUGGAGAAGACGUUAGGAGGCUAUCUCAUAGAGGAACCAAAGCCACUGAUGUUUAAAGACAGCUAUCACAACCUGCGUCUGUCUAUCCAUGAUAUUCCUCAUUCGCUGUGGAGGAGCAAAUUACUCGCCAAAUUUCAGGAGAUUCCUUUUUAUCAUAUCUGGAGUGGAAGCCAGAGGGCGCUGCAUUGUACAUUCACUAUGGAGCGGUACAGCCUAGCUUCAACAGAACUAACAUGCAAAAUCUGCGUAAGGCAGGUGGAAGGAGAAGGACAGAUUUUCCAGUUGCACACAAUGCUGGAAGAGAAUGCCAAAUCAUUUGAUCCUUUCUGUUCACAUCCCGGAAGUAAUGUGACAACCCAGUUAGGACCAUAUGCCUUUAAGAUUCCCUUAACCAUCCGGCAGAAAAUUUGCAAUAGCCUGGAUGCCCCAAAUACUAGAGGAAAUGACUGGAGGCUUCUAGCACAAAAGCUCAGCAUGGAUCGAUAUCUAAACUAUUUUGCCACCAAAGCCAGUCCAACGGGGGUAAUCUUGGACUUAUGGGAAGCCUUACACCAAGAUGACGGUGAUCUCAACACUCUUGCCAGUGCCUUGGAAGAGAUGGGCAAGAGCGAAAUGAUGCUAGUCAUGACAACAGAUGGAGAUUGUUGAUGACCUAAUCUCAGUUGACUUGAGUUGGUGAAUUUUGUGGAAAGUGGAAACGUUUGAGGGAAGAAAGGACUUUGGUCCCUAAAACAAGAGACAUUUUUGGUCCUUGUUUGUGCUGGAUGACUCACAGAGCUGCAGCUUAUUGGGGAGGCGAGUACUCCUUACAGUCUAAACACAACCAGCCUUAGAAUUCCUUACAUACUCUGUUUACAAGCCAUUCAAGUGUCUAAUGGAAUACCCUUACACUCCACUCCACAUAAUGCCAGGCGCACGAAGAGAAGCAUCAUCGGUACCAUGACAGCUGCUGAUAGACAUCACAUCGCCAUUCUAAAAGAGAAAAAAAAAAUAACUUUGUAGUUUUAUGCUCUUUCAUUUCCUCCAUCUUUAGAAAUGAUAUCUAUUCUUUGAACAGUCUGAUCAAACUGCUUUUAUCCUGUCCAAGCUUGGAACAGCCUAUUUAAUAAGGCAAAAGGUUUCUUAGGAAACGCAAGUUUAUUUAUUAUCCAGAUCUUUGGAUGAGUCUUUGUUUUAUAUGUUAAUGAUUGAGAUUUCUGAGUGUAUGCACCCAUGUGUAUGUUUGAGGUCGGCUUGCCAUCUAUCUUCCCCUCCCAUCUUGCUCCAGUAGAAGUUUCUUAAUGCAGACAAAUUAUUUCAAUGGCUUACUUACACUUGUUGAGCCUGCUGUCAGUAUAAUAAUGUUCAGUUUGUGACUGUACACAAACUGCAUUGGGGUGUAUUUAUUGUCAGUUUCCUUGUUCUUUGAUUUUCUGUAACAGAUUCUUCAUAUUACACUCACAUGAAUGGAAACCCUACACAAGCUCAGGGAAAAUUGUGCUUAUGUUCAAUAAUCCUGCCACUGGAACGUGGAAAUUAAGUGGCCAGUUAGAGAACCAUGAAUCAAGUCAAAUCAAUAAAGUUACAGGGCCACAUGUAGGAAUACUAAAUGUGGCCCUGUGUGCUGUAGUCCAUACAGAACACAAUCUAGUUGGCAGUUUUUUGCCAAUUUUUUUUUUUUUAAUUAACACAAAUAUCCGUUGACAUGUUGUUUUCAAAGAGCCCUUGUUGGAAUUCAUGUAUAGUGGAAUGAUUAUAUUUUCUUUUCAGUAACAACCAGUAAACAUCCAAUUAAUAUUACUAUCCAUGCUUUCAUAACAAUCUAGCUUCACUAGCUAAGUAGAAUUUCUAGAUCUGUAAGAGUGCUCCUUGCCAUACAUGGAUCCAUGACAUGGAAUAAAAUUGCCUUGCCGUGUUUGCUUUUAUACAAGCGUACAGAGAGCUGACUUUUUUUUAAACAAGAUCGUAUAAAUAUGGUCAGCUGUGAUGUGCAGUAAGGCUAAAGAAGUAGUAAGCUGGUUUGUGUAGUAGGAAAAGGUCAAUGAUGUGCAGUAAUCUAUAGCAAGCAUCCAGUCUAAUUUUGUUUUUGAUCCCAUUAAUACAGCCAGUAGUGAAAGAUACUGAUUGGUUGCUGUGGGUUACUGCACUGUGAGAACAUUUUUUAUUGCCCUAUUAAAUAAGGACUUCAGAGUCCUUUUCUACUUUACUGCAUAUGUAAUUGCAAACAUCUUAGUAUAAUAUGAAAACAUUAAAAAUGCAUUUGUGUUUUAUUGUGUUCUGACCUAAGGAAAUCUAACACUCCGACCAUGACUCCUGUCCCAAGAACUAUUUUAUUUUUUUUCACAAAAUUGAACAGAGUCUUUACAGAUUCACACAGAUUUUUAUUUUAUCAGGAGUGAAUCCUCCCAUGCCAUUGUAGAAAUUAAAAUGUAUUUUUCAGUAACACGCUCAUUUAUGUAUCGCUGCAAAUGUGUAAAGAAAACUGGAUUAAAAGUGUUAUUUUUCUAUUUCAA
Molecule: messenger RNA, 5004 nt
Organism: Rana temporaria (common frog)
Lineage: Eukaryota; Metazoa; Chordata; Amphibia; Anura; Ranidae
Gene: UNC5B
Product: unc-5 netrin receptor B
Exons: 17
Coding region: 341-3160 (939 amino acids)
Biological process (GO): anterior/posterior axon guidance; netrin-activated signaling pathway
Cellular component (GO): membrane
Molecular function (GO): protein binding; netrin receptor activity
Source: RefSeq, a predicted model, not a curated record